CCGGACACAGUUCCGGCAGCGCCUGCCCCACAGCCCGACUUCCACCGUGACCCCAGCACAACCCAGGGCCCAGUGAGCACGCAGGUGACACCAGCUGGAUGCUCGUCAGCACCAUGCUGCCCCGCGUGACUCUGCCCUUCCGGCAGCUGGUCUGCGCUGUGGCCUCCUGCUGCCGGGCGCCUGGGGGACACCGAGGACUCCACUUCCUGCACACGGCCCCCACUGCCUGCUCCGAUGGGGCCGCCCCUGUCUUCACCAAGGCCCUGGCCUUUGGGGACAGGAUCGCCCUCUUUGACCAGCAUGGCCGCCACACCUACCGGGACCUGUACCACCACAGCCUGCGCCUGUCCCUGGAGAUCUGCAGGCUCCGAGGUUGCCUGGACGGAGACCUGCAAGACGAGCGGGUCUCCUUCCUGUGCUCCAACGAUGUCUCCUACGUUGUAGCCCAGUGGGCCUCGUGGAUGAGCGGUGGCAUCGCGGUGCCCCUCUUCUGGAAGCACCCCGAGGCGCAGCUGGAGUACUUCAUCCAGGACUCCCGCAGCUCUGUGGUCCUGGCCAGCCCGGAGCACGUGCCGCUGGUGGGCCCAGUCGCUGAGAGGCUGGGGGUCCCGCUCUUGCCUCUGCCUCCUGACGUCUACCGUGGGGCUGUGGGGGAGCCGGCAGCGAAGCCAGCGCAGGAGCGCAAGUGGCAGGACCGGGGCGCCAUGAUCCUCUACACCAGCGGAACGACGGGCAGGCCCAAGGGCGUGCUCAGCACCCACCGCAACCUCACGGCUACGGUGACCGGGCUGGUCCACGCGUGGGCAUGGACGAGGGACGACGUGAUCCUGCAUGUCCUUCCCCUGCACCACAUGCACGGCGUGGUCAACAAGCUGCUGUGCCCACUCUGGGUGGGAGCCACCUGCGUGAUGCUGCCUGAGUUCAGCGCCCAGCAGGUUUGGGAAAAGUUUCUAAGUCCUGAAACUCCAUGGGUGAACGUGUUCAUGGCAGUGCCCACCGUGUUCUCCAAGUUGCUGGAUUACUACGACCAGCACUUCACCCAGCCUCAUGUCCAGGAUUUUGUGCGUGCAGUUUGUAAAGAAAGAAUCAGACUCAUGGUGUCUGGCUCGGCCGCCCUGCCCACCCCCCUGCUGGAGAGGUGGAAAAGCGCCACGGGCCACACACUGCUGGAGCGCUACGGCAUGACCGAGGUCGGCAUGGCCCUGUCCAGCCCCCUGUCCGGGGCUCGCCUGCCAGGCUCCGUGGGGACCCCGCUGCCCCAAGUGGAGGUUCGCAUCAUCUCGGAGAGCCCACAGAGGGACGGCUGCCCGUACACCGUGCACGCUGAGGGGGAUGCGCAGGGGACAAAGGUGACCCCAGGGCUUGAGGAGAAGGAAGGGGAACUGCUGGUCAGGGGACCCUCUGUGUUUCGAGAGUACUGGGAUAAACCAGAAGAAACGAAGAGUACCUUCACUCCUGACGGCUGGUUCAGGACAGGGGACACCGCCGUGUUCAAGGACGGCAGUUACUGGAUCCGUGGCCGCACAUCAGUGGACAUCAUCAAGACCGGAGGGUACAAAGUCAGUGCUCUGGAGGUCGAGCGGCAGCUGCUGGCCCACCCCAGCAUCUCGGACGUGGCUGUGAUCGGCGUGCCAGACGUGACAUGGGGUCAGCGGGUCACGGCAGUGGUGGCCCUUCAGGCAGGACACUCACUGUCCCACAGUGACCUCAAGGAGUGGGCCAGGAAGCCCGGUGUCCUUGGGCCUCCCCGGACAGCCCUCCUGCUGCUGCUGCUGGACCCGAGAGCCGCCUCACGCCCCGCACAGGCCCUUCUGGGCCCCUGUCUCCUCCCGGAACCCACACAGGAAUCCUCGUGGGCCUCAGGCAGCUGCAGAGGCCUUCGCCGCCUGUGCCUGCUCAGGUCAGUGUGGGUCCCCACCCACACCAGCUCCCGCCCGCGUGCUGCGGGAGUGCACUCGUCAGCCUGGGUGUGUGAGGGAGCUGGGGAGGCCCUGUGCUGGACGGCAAUGGGACGCAACACGCAAGACUGGGUGCGCUGAUUUCACGCUGUUAACUCUGAUUCUAAAGUUUCUGAGACCUAAAAGGUUUCCACAGCUGCUUCACUAUGUCCUAGUCUGUCGAACACCAUCUGAGUCAUGGAGGAAUGCACCUCACCUCCCCACCACUCCCAAGGCCGGAGUCGGGGCCAGUGACAUGGACUCCUGCGUCCUUGCUCUUGAGCGCUGCCUGGUGUCCCUGUCGCCGUUCCCUCCCAGGGCAGGGGCCACUUGCCCCAAGGCAAAUGCACCAGACCCCAGGCAGGGGGGCACUGGGAAAUGCGGAGGGCCUGGGGCGUCAGUGGCCGAGCCCCAAGGCCAAGGCUGAAGCCCUGGCUUCUGGGGACCCCUGUGCAGCCUGGAGCCGGCCUGGGCUCUUCCGGCCUGGGUGCCACCCUCAGGUGGGCGUUGGAAGCGUGAGUCGAUGGGCACUGGGUUUCCGGCAGGUGGGGCAGCGCUGCCGGGAGCCGCAGUCUCCAGGGCAUCAGGUGGACGACCAGCCUCUGCCCCCUUCCCUCCUGAGCUUCCGCACUUAGGUGCUGAGGACCCUGUGGUCAGAGCCACACGGGCUGUGGUGAGCAGGGACAGCCAGUGCUUGCUCUGGACCCUGCCAGAGGCGAGGGGGAACGUGGCCGAGUCCCCGGGGAGAUCAGCGUCUCAUCGCCUGUCUCUUCUGUGCCCUUCCGAAGGAGGCCCCUCGCCAUCUGUCUCCUGGUGCUGCCGGGAGAGUGCUGGGGACGGCAGCGUGGGUGUGGGGAGCUCCGGCCCGAUGGGCACCACGUACACACCCCCUGUGGCUUCUCCCCUCCCCGGAGCACCUGGCACAGAGCAGGUGGAGCAGUGGACAGGGCAGCCAUGGUCCUGCCACAGCCUGGGAGGGGCAGCGGCUGGGCUGAGGCCAGGCCUUCUGCGGAGGUCAGUCAGGGGCACAAGCGUAGCCAACGGGCCAGAGGUUAGGAGAAGCUGAGUCGGGGCCUCGCCCUCCUUCGGAGAGCUCUGGGAGAAGAGGCAUUUGGAAUGGGGCCAGCAUCUGUGGCAGCCCAGCGGGCUCACUGGGGUCAGCAGGGCCAUGGUGUCGGGAGACGCCCACACGCUCACCUCUGGAACCAUGGCGGCGUCGCCUCCCCGGCCAAGAGAGCCCAGGUGUGGAGACGGUCAGCUCACUGUAGGACAGGCGGUCCUAUCACCCCAGGCUGUGUCCCCACAGGGCCCCUGGCGCGAGGCAAGGCAGGAGCUGGGUGGUGGGAGGCUCGCUGGACAGACUGGCCCAAUGGGGGAUGGCGCUAGAGCCAGGGCAGCAGGUUUUCUCUGGGGCCUCAUACUGCGGCGGCCUGCCACAGCGGGACUCAGCAAACCAGCAAGGCUGUGCCCAGCGUGUGUGGGGCAACCCUGAGUCCUGUCGGGCUUGGUGGCUGCUGCAUCCUGCCCCACCAUGGCUUCCUCAUCACGGCUCUGCCCACCUCCAAGAGGAGAGGGGAUGGCAGGGCCUGGCCCUCCAGUCACACUGGCAGGUCCCUGGGAGUGACAUCUCCUCAAGGCAAGUGCCACAGGGGCACACACCCUCCUCAUGGAGAGGGGAGAGUGUGGCAGUGAAGGGCCUGAGGAGGAAGUGUCUAGAAAGCACAUUCCGGAAGGUUCUGUGCUGGCUCCCGGCCACUGCAGGCCAGGCGGCACGUCGUCUUCUUGCUCCUCAGUUCCAGGGAGUCAGAGCAAAGGAUGGCAUGCCUGGCACUGGUGGUGGCUUGGGGACUCGUCUGGGCAGAGGCAGGGCCACCCGUCUGGCUGCCCUGUAUCUGACGCAGAGGCUGUGACCUCCAAGUCUGACCCAGGCCACACACCCUGGCCCCUCCUCAGCCUCCCUCCUGCGGCUCCUCCCAGCAUCCCCGAGGUCCGGGAAGGCACCUGCCUGUGAGCACAUUAGCUGGCAUCCCAGAGCUGGCACACCUCCGGAGGCGUCCACACGGGUGGUCAGUGGGAGUGACGGGCACGGGUGGGCGUGCACACGGGCGUUGCAUGGUUCCCCUGCACAGCAGCACAGAUGUGCACAGACACUGGUGCCCCUGGCGGCCGUUCCCCUGGCUCCAGGGCCCUUGGUACCUGGCGGGAAGCCACACCAGGGUUCCCUGAAGCUCCUCCACCUCUUCGUCAGUCCUCCUUUCCGUGGUACCCUGUGUCCACUCCAAACCCCGAAGGCUCUGAGAACCAAAGCUGUCUCGUGUCUGUGGUCUUGUGCGUGGUGAACUUGACAUAUGUCGCCUCUGGGCCCUCGGACUCCGCUCAGUGAGGACUGAUGUUUUCUUUUGGGGGGAAAGAGUGGUUCUGGGGAUUAAACUGGGGUUGUUGCACAGAGCAGCACCUCCACUUCUUUUUGUUCUUCCUUUUCUUUCUGCUCUUUUGAGACAAGGUCUUGGUAUGUACAUAGUCCAGGCUGGCCGUGAACUAGUGAUGACCCUUCUGCCUCAGCCUCCCGAGGAUUAGGACUACAGGCACACAUCACCACACCCCACUUGUUCUCUUUUGACAAGGA
Fukomys damarensis (Damara mole-rat) is the source of this 4563-nucleotide messenger RNA. RefSeq names its product acyl-CoA synthetase family member 3 (gene Acsf3). The transcript is spliced from 10 exons. NCBI's taxonomy places the organism in Eukaryota, Metazoa, Chordata, Mammalia, Rodentia, Bathyergidae. The record is from RefSeq and is a predicted model, not a curated record. The coding region runs from base 99 to 2039 and encodes 646 amino acids. Gene Ontology annotation, molecular function: medium-chain fatty acid-CoA ligase activity. Gene Ontology annotation, biological process: fatty acid metabolic process.